CGGAGUGACCAGCAGCAGGGAAGCUCUCUUCAUCAUUUCUGCUAUAUAAGCCUUCCAACUUCUACCUUCAACUUCGCUCCCUUCACUUGCUAUCGCUUAUCAGAUUCAGAUCCCUCACAAUUAUUCCCAUCUCUUCUUCUUCUUCUUCUUCUUCGUCCAUCAUUUUCUUCUUCUUUUCUGCUGUUUUCUCUGCCAUUUGAUAUGCCCGGCAAAAACAUACUGAUUUCUCGGAUUUAGAUUUUUUUUUUCAUUUAAAAGUUUGAGUGCAUAUCUUUUAGUGCUUGAAUUUUUUUACUGGAUUUUUGUGGAGAUGGAAAUGGCGGGUGAGUCGCAGAAUUGGGUACUGAUGGUCACUGCCCAGACUCCAACCAACAUUGCUGUCAUCAAGUACUGGGGAAAGAGAGAUGAAACCCUAAUCUUGCCUGUCAAUGACAGUAUCAGUGUUACGCUUGACCCCAAUCAUCUCUGCACCACCACUACUGUUGCUGUCAGUCCCAGCUUCCUGCAAGAUCGUAUGUGGCUCAAUGGCAAGGAGAUUUCUCUUUCUGGAGGCAGAUACCAGAACUGUUUAAAAGAGAUCCGCAAUCGUGCUUGUGAUGUUGAGGAUAAGAAAAAGGGUAUUAAGAUCUUGAAAGAGGACUGGGCCAAAUUGCAUCUACACAUUGCUUCAUACAACAACUUCCCCACUGCAGCUGGGCUGGCCUCUUCUGCUGCUGGCUUUGCCUGUCUUGUUUUUGCACUUGCGAAGCUUAUGAAUGUCAAAGAAGAUCAAAGCCAUCUAUCUGCUAUUGCAAGGCAAGGCUCAGGUAGUGCGUGCCGCAGUUUAUAUGGUGGAUUUGUCAAGUGGAUAAUGGGAAAAGAGGAGAAUGGAAGUGAUAGUCUUGCGGUUCAACUUGCUGAUGAAAAGCACUGGGAUGAUAUUGUUAUUGUUAUUGCUGUGGUUAGUUCACGGCAGAAGGAAACCAGUAGCACCUCUGGAAUGCGUGAGAGCGUCCAAACUAGUCUGCUUUUACAACAUAGAGCAAAGGAAAUAGUGCCAAAGCGCGUACUGCAAAUGGAAGAAGCCAUUAAAAAUCGUGAUUUUGCAUCUUUUGUGCAACUGACCUGUGCCGAUAGUAACCAGUUUCAUGCAGUCUGCCUGGAUACGUCUCCUCCAAUAUUCUACAUGAAUGAUACAUCACACAGGAUUAUCAGCAUCGUUGAAAAGUGGAACCGCUCAGAAGAAAUGCCCCAGGUAGCUUAUACAUUUGAUGCGGGGCCAAAUGCGGUCUUAAUUGCACGCAAUAGGCAAGCUGCUGCCCUUUUAAUUCAGAGGCUGCUUUACUACUUCCCCCCAAGUUCAGAUGACCUUGACAGUUACGUUAUUGGAGAUAAGUCAAUUUUACAAGAUGCUGGGCUAUCAGGAAUGAAGGACGUAGAGGAUUUGCCAGCACCUCCUGAAAUUAAGGAUAAUAUUCCAUCACAAAAAUACAAGGGGGAUGUCAGUUACUUCAUCUGUACAAGACCCGGAAGAGGACCUGUUGAGCUUCCUGAUGAAAGUCAGGCUCUUCUCAACAGUGAAGAUGGACUCCCCAAGUGAAUUUGUCGGUAGUUUUCCCAUGUUUGGCCACUUUCUGAUCGCAUUUCGUUUACAGACUCUUAUUACUUGAAACAUGUUCUCUAGGUUGUCCAUGGUCCUAAGGACCAUUAUCUGUUCUUUCCCAAUUUUCAUUUUGUGUCGUUUAUUUAUGCUUCUGUAAUCGUUUCCAAGUAUAGUGAGGCUAUUUUCUUGGAGAUAAACAAGUUUUGGUCAUUUUUAGUAUGGAAUUAUACUUGAAAGAGGGAGUCUCAAUAAAUGCCCCUUUAUGACUAUAGGGGAAUUUUCGCA
Neltuma alba is the source of this 1867-nucleotide messenger RNA. RefSeq names its product diphosphomevalonate decarboxylase MVD2, peroxisomal. NCBI's taxonomy places the organism in Eukaryota, Viridiplantae, Streptophyta, Magnoliopsida, Fabales, Fabaceae. The coding region runs from base 311 to 1579 and encodes 422 amino acids. Gene Ontology annotation, biological process: isopentenyl diphosphate biosynthetic process, mevalonate pathway; isoprenoid biosynthetic process. Gene Ontology annotation, molecular function: diphosphomevalonate decarboxylase activity. The transcript is spliced from 10 exons. Gene Ontology annotation, cellular component: cytosol. The record is from RefSeq and is a predicted model, not a curated record.